This is a messenger RNA of Volvox carteri f. nagariensis, 1367 nucleotides long. RefSeq lists its product as uncharacterized. Bases 660 to 1367 code for a protein of 235 amino acids. The transcript is spliced from 5 exons. The record is from RefSeq and is a predicted model, not a curated record. Lineage: Eukaryota; Viridiplantae; Chlorophyta; Chlorophyceae; Chlamydomonadales; Volvocaceae.
CGGUCUUCUGCAGGAUUUACACCCUGUAGAGAAGUGCGGGAAAGACAGUCAGUACCGCUUAACACGUAUUUCAGCGCGAGCAUUGACGGGCCUGUCCAUCCACUUCAACCACGACCGCGCUGUACGCGCGAUGCUCGCAAAAGAUCGGCCCUGGAACAUCUCUACGUAAGAAGAAGGCUGUGCACGAGGAGAGCAAUUCAAACAGCACGCCAACUUAACGCGGUUAUCUUUUUGGGAUUGCAACAACACGCAAUUCCAAUAGUAAGCCGCAAGCCUUCCCUUUAAAGCCAUCCCUUUGACAGUCCGGAAGCAGCUCCAGUUUUCCCGGGCGCUACCAGCGAGGCCGGCGAAAACGCGGCUCAACAGUUAACGCGGUUUGGAACACCUAAGUCACAUCCGGAUAUUUAUCAGCCCAACAGCUGAGGCCCAGCUAGCUCACAAGCCGGCCGGCACGUCCGGCCGGUGGCUUAAGUGCUUUGUCAGCUGGGCCCCUUAGCGUGGCUAUGCGCCACACACGGUCAGGAUCAUCCUUGCAGGGCAUGGUCGGACAUUCACAUGGAUCACAGCGAAAUUCGCAGCGGCAAGGUCACGCAGCGCAUCGAGGGCCCUUUCAACUUGACAGCCCGCCCCGGCCAAGGCAGCAUCGCGGCGGUCCAUCUAUGUCUGCAGAGCGCUUCCUCCUCAUUGUUGAGGAGCUCCAGUCCAAAGCGAAUGAGCUUUGGGAAAGGGAACAGAUGGAGCUACAGCGCGGCGCUGAGCUGAUGGUCAUUUGCUGCAGCCCGUCGCCACCAAGCCCGCAGCAGCCACAGCUGCAGACAGACGUAAUUUCGUCACCCGUCUACCCGUUUGACCAGCCGGCCCUCCUCCAAGCCCACGCGCAUCUGCUCCACAGUCCGUCGCUUAUCCCUGGUGCUCAUGGCUUCCAAAGCCCGAGCUGGAGCAAUGACUUCAGUGCUAUAGCCGCCUCACUCAUACUGCCCCCUGGGCCACACGCGACGGACACUACGGAUGAGCCCGGCGCCAGCGGCGCCCUCGCGCAAUGCGGCAUUACCACGCUGGGCCCAAGCAGUCACAGCGGGGCAGGCCAGCAGCAGCAGCAGCCUACGGCCUGGCAGCCACUGGGCACGCUAUAUGACAUCGAGGCGCACGUCACGUUUCCGCAAGGUCUACCUUGCAGUGGCAGUGGGGGAACCAGCGCAACCGCACGAUCGGCGAAGGCGAGGUUGUUAGAGAGGUUCGACGGCAGCGGCGGAGCAGGGACCGCCACAGCACGACAGGCGCAGAAUGUGGACCCAUUUUGCUGCAGCUUCACGCCCGUGUCAGACGACUUCCUGGGGUCGCCAACCUGGGCACGUGCGUAUCUCUAA